AUUCUCGCAGCAAUGGAAUAUCGCUCUGUCUCUCCAUCUUCAGACGCAACGAACACACUCUGAUCGCUUGUCUCUUCUGCGGUGCGUCUUUUUUAAUGUGACUCGUGUUUUUCACGUUAGUGCUUGUUGUUUCGUAGUGACGACGGUACGACGUCGAUGACCAUUCUCGCUACUCAACAACCAUUUCUGCGCCAACGUCACGCAAGAUGACUACAUCCUGCUGUCCUCCUGGGCAGGAAUAGAAAACUAGGAGACCACCUUGAGAGUUGGAUCGGAUCCUUGACAGUAGGCACAUCGGCUUCAUGACAAGAGCGGAAAUUCGAGUUGUUCUGCAAAGUCACGACUAGCAAGCGGUAGAAUCCUCCUCAAAAAACCAGCUUAGCCUGAUGGAUUCGAACGCGAGUAGUCCUGUCACGGCAGCAGCAGCGCCGGGCGAGGAAAAGCCAGAAGAACCCGCAUUUGACGAGGGGUUUCUAAACAAAUUCGUGCAGAACCGAGAUGAAGUUGCGAAUCAUGUCCAACUCGGCGAGCAUGCUGAAGACGGCGCUCUCAACUUGGUAAUGGCGUUCUGAGCUUUGUUUGACGUUUUACAUGUGAUUUGACUGUCAGUGCCUAGCCUCGACGAUAUUUUUUGAUGAAACAACUAGCAACAAACAGAAUGAGAAUGCAUUUGGACCGCAGUUAUCUACUUCUGUUCAUGCUCAUUUACAGGGUGGAGACGACAGCGACGAAAGCGAUGCUGAGUCCGACGAAGAUGAGAUUCUCAACAUUGAGAGAAAACUGUGCCUCUUUCAAACACCAACGAUCCAGCUCACAUUAUUGAAAUUCUGGAAAACCCUACUCGCCUCGACGCCGCGUGCAGGCGAAGUGCGAUCGCCUCAAGCAAAUGCAGCGGUCUCAUCGCGCACGAUCGGGAUGGGUAUCUGCUGUUGUUUUAUACUGAAGAAACAUUAGGACGGAAAUCUCUGACACACUUCCUAUUCCUUGAAGAUCAAGUUGUAGCGAGUCCAAAAUUAUACUAGAAAACCAACUUAUGUUUCUACUCCUGACUCUUUCCUCGUCUGCCGCAUUUACCAGAUACCUUUCUCGAGUUCAAUAUCUUGCUGCAACGCGUGCUGUUGCAGGAACAGAAACUGGAUCUGAGUACUGCGCGAGCAUCCGCUGUCACCGAUUGGAUCGAGUCAACUAAUGUGGCAGACGAACCCUCAUCAUCGUGCGGUUCGUCAGCGACGCAAACAGAUGAAAGCUCUGCUGAAUCGAUGAAAGAUGAGCCAUGUAUUGUUCUCAUGAUAUCGAAACUAUGAUUACGUUCAGUAGAAACACUUUUCACUACUUACUAGCGCAUUUCGAUUCUCCUCGGCAAUAGACGGAGAACAAAUACCGGAAGCUCAUAGAUUUCACAUGAAGAUUACAGUUUUUGGGUGUCGCCAAGAAAUUCACAAAGCAUACCUUUCCAUCACCGCAGGUGGCUCUAGCAUUCCGAUUGCUGAACGGCGGAUGCGUCUCGAUCAAUUUGCGCUCUUUUUGUUCGAUCUGACUGUGAUAUGGUGUCACUUGAGCUAUUCAUCUUUCCUUUUCUUCCUUGGAGUGGUUUUCCUCCACACAACGCGGUCUGAGGGUUUGACCACGAAGGAAUUUCGCUUGCGCGACGUGGACUCUGUAAAACCACUUCCGCCGCUCUUUUUUGAGCUAGCUGCCGACGAUUUUGAGUUCGUGGCGCCACCAACUGCUCCAGCCGACGGCGCGAAUACGCCACUAAGCACAAGCACGAGCAGAGUACUGGAACCAGCAUCGCCAUGGGCGGGCACUUCUCCACGGGGGGCUGACGCGUCUACGCUACCAGCGUUGGCUUCGACUACAUCCACUUCGUUUUUACGAGGCGGAAGACCCGGUGGCGCGUACCCCACGCAGUCCGCCAAACGCACGGGCGGGAGUCGGUCUCCUUCGAAGCCAGCAGCCCGUGCUGCUCCGCCAUCGACGAGACCAGGACAGCGGAGCGUGGGACCAACAGGAGCUUUUCCGUCCUCGUCUUCGACGUCUGCUGCGGCCAUGGCAGCUGCCGACCAGCUGUACCAGACGAGUCGUUCACACCAGGAGUCGCAUCACUCAUCGUCAGUGGACAGGCUGGCUGGAAGACCCGGGAUGUCUCCGUCAAAAGUUCUGGACGAUGAAGACGACGAGGGAAAGCAAUUCGAGAAGUGGUACCGUGUGAACUUCGAGACCGAGGCAGAAACUUUGCUUUUCGUUCAACGGCAGAUGUUCGAGGUCACGCGCGAUAUGCGAGCUGUCUUCUUGUUCCCGGCGCAGAAGGUGUCCAAUAGGGACCGCAUUCUGCAGCUGCUAGAAGCCGCCAAGAGACUGCAGGGCGAUCUGAGCAAGGUAACGCCGAUCAAAGCAUCAGCACUUUUGAGCACAGUUGAGCGACGCAAAGGAAGUCUCAGUCCUCUCAGACAGUUGAAUGCGAGUUCAAGCAAGGCGGCGCACUCGCUUUCUCCUAGUAUGGGUUUGGGUUUGGUAGGGGCUGGCGGCGCGUCCUCGUCAACUGCUAUUCCAGACCUGGCUAGGAGCACCGAGCAGCACCAGCAGCGGCCUUCUUAUGGAUUAGGUCGCGGCGGUGCGGCAGGAAGUGUCCUUGUUUGCGGGCACGCAGGCCAGGCCGGUCCUAUCGGGCGACAGUUGCAUCCAGUACUGCCUAGAAGUUUGCGAGGCGCCCGCGGCAGCCUCGACCAUCACCCAAUCUUUGAGCAGACCGAGGACGGGGGCAUGUACUUCAAGCAGAAGCGCAAACGGCCCGACAAAUAUCUGGUUGUCGGCAAAUUAGACGCAUUCCGGUCCCGCGGUCGAGGCAACCUCAAUCGGAACAUGCUGAACACGAGCAGAAGCGCUGCACACGGCUUCAGCAUGACGACGAUGCAAGGCGGCGCUAGAGCAACAAAUAGAGACUCGCUGUUCGAAACGGAGGGACUCGGAUGGCGCCACGCCGUGAGACAGGGACAGGCACCCAACGAUCUUCCAUGCGGCAUUCCACAGCGCAUUGGGUCCCCGCAGUAUCGUUCACCGGAACGCUUCCUCCAGUCAGCGCAGACUUCCAGUUAUCAGGAACCAGGAGAGAAAUCGGCAUCUCGACAAAGCUCUCUGUCGCCACGAACCAGUACGGGAGGUGGUGCCCGACGACAGCCAGGAGUUACCAGUCACGCUUCCCGGGACGGUGUUGAGGCCGCCUGUAGUCGUAAUACUGUCGGUGCCUCGACGUUAGGAAACUCGCCAAGAGACGUGAGGCCGCCACGAACCGUCGGUGACCUAGCUUCACAGCUGGACAACCUAGACGACGCCGACUGGGAAAGAAGUCGCGAGUUCAUCACCCGUUUCGAGGCGUACUUGAAGGAGCAAAAUGCGAUUGACGAGCAGUUGCCAGCAUACGACUUGCCGAUUCGCAUUCCUGAAGUACUUUUUUUUACGUUUCGGAAACGAACAUGCCACCUUUUUUCUGAAAUCAAAGUAUUCCCAGAUAUUGUCGCUUACGCUCGUACGGUUGCCAGAGUGCUAUGCUCUCCAUUUCUAGUGUCUUCGCAUCGAUCUGCUCGUUUCACCUUGUUUUCAGGUUUACAGCAACCAGCUGAAACCCUGGCUGGCAACGCAAGCGAAUGACAUUUUGUAUUGGGUUCGUGGACAGGAGGAGACUAUAAUGGAGAAGACGAGAAAGUUCCAGUCUAUCAAAGGGUUACCCGGUCCAAUGGCGACGCCCACAGCACAAGUCUGGCAAGACAUGAGAUCCCGUCUCGCAAGAAUACUCUUUCGCGGUAACCAGCGAGCCGAUAAACGCACGAAGCGCAAAGCGAAUAGGAGGAGAAGACGCGCUAGAGCCACCCCUGGUCAGAGCGGCACGACGGGGACUACUGCCGCGACAGGUACUGAGUGACACAUGUGAUAGCAUUACCUACUUCAUCUUGAUUCGUGACGAGUCAUCGUGGUUUCUGUUUUUGAGUAUCAGUUUACCUUUACUCCAGCGACAUCAAAGUUGAUUUGAGGCAUAUAAUUGUUGAAUCCGCGUCGACUGCGAGAUAGCUACCCCCGCCUGUAAGGAUCGAUAUCAAUAUCUUUCAAGCGACCGCCUUUAUUUUUGCAAACAAAAACUAGGUCUGAGCCAGUCGCUACCUGGUCGAGAGUUUGCGUCUUUUAUGGGAAGCAAACUGGAAGGAGCGCGCUACCGACUCAGCGAGAAUGAUGCUGAGCUCCAGAGUACACAGCUACCAACGUCGACGGAAGGUUUGCCGAAAGUCUUCUGGGCAAAGCCGCAAUAACUGAAAACUUGUAUCUCUAGAAAAGGUAUAAUUACGUGCUGCUUCUAUAUCUCUCUGAUCAAAAGGAUACCAAACGUUGAAUAACCAACAUGUACUGUCUUUUCUCUCUGAUUCACCUAGUAGUUCGACUGACCUCUGAUCAAUCUGAUACUUUCACUUACGUCGAUAGACGCACUUGUCUGCUACAAUAUAAACUACCAAAGUAGUAGAACGCCAACCGAUGCUGCGACGGCGCUGUUUCGACUUAACAAGUUUUGACUUUCACAACGACACUUGCAACAUCGCAUUGCAAGCUCGAUGCGUUCUUACUUCCACUACUUUCAAGCGAGAGCGACACCGACACCAAUCUAGCAAGGAAGCUUGAUCCCUAU
This is a messenger RNA of Amoebophrya sp. A25, 4672 nucleotides long. Lineage: Eukaryota; Dinophyceae; Syndiniales; Amoebophryaceae. The record is from the annotation of a GenBank genome assembly.